Coffea arabica (coffee) is the source of this 3084-nucleotide messenger RNA. The record is from RefSeq and is a predicted model, not a curated record. Lineage: Eukaryota; Viridiplantae; Streptophyta; Magnoliopsida; Gentianales; Rubiaceae.
AUGGCUGCCUCGGCAGCCGUGCAGGACCUAGGUGAUGUCCAUGACCAUCCUUUCAAGAAAUCCUUUGCGGACAUUGAGCAACAGCAUCCGCGAACUACUCAACUGGAGGCCAAUCUUUCACGCAUUCUAGUCCCUCAAAAUUCGUCAAUAGUUAGGGAACCUUCCACCUACAGAGGCCAGCCAGCAAUCUUUUUCACGGAGGAAGACGUUCAGCAACUCUCCCAACCCUUCUGCUAUUCACUGAUAGGCAAAUUCUCCAAGGGGAGGCCGAACAUGGAGAACCUGCGGAAAGCAUUUCACUCGAUUGGGUUCCAGGGGAUCUUCUCGCUGGGAUUGCUCAUUAGCGAGCCUUUAAAGGUGGAUGCUUCAACUGUAACUCUCAAUCGGCCCAGCGUAGCAAGAUUCUGUAUAGAAGUGGAUUUGUGGCAAUCUCUUCCAAAAAAACUUUGGGUAGGGAAUGGAACAUCUGGGUUCUGGCGGCCUGUGGAAUACGAUAACCUCCCGGAUUGUAGUUGCUGUCAAAAAGUGGGUCACUCCUCUGAUUUAUGCCGAAAUUCAGGGAAACCUAUGCAUGGUGUAGCGGAGCAAAAGCAGCAAGACGAUCGAUCUCAACAACAACGGACGGUGACGGUUCAACCUACUCAGGUCCCUCUUAAUGUGCAGCAGCACCCUCCCGCGGAGCAAUCCCUAGAUAAAGUGUUUCGACCACAAGGUACCAGCUACUCUCAUGCAGCAGCGUCGGCACCACCAGGUGAUGGGUUGGCUAUGCAGCCGCUUAAAUUUCCUUUUUGCGAUGACAGUAAGUUGGAUUGCCAUAUGAGACGAUCAUGGAAGAAUAUUCAGACCAUUCACAAUUUGCCCGCUUUUGAUUGUGUCUCUCAUAUGGAUGAGCCGCACUCUCCGAUGACCCAACUAGCUGAUUUACGCAACUUAAAAACCCAGAUGGAUGAUAGGAUAUGGGUUUGCUGGUCCAAGUUGUUUGCGGGAAAUGUCCUCAGAAACGGGGAUCAAUUCCUUCAGUUGGUGAUCACUCACGAGUCUAUACCAACAGUCUUCUAUAGCACCUUUGUAUACGCGAAAUGCACCAGGCAGGAACGCCAUGAGCUAUGGUCGACCAUACAGGGGAUAAGUAGUACGAUUAGUCGCCGUCCAUGGCUCUUAGGUGGAGACUUCAAUGUUAUAUCCUUCCUGGAGGAGUACUUAGGCUCCUCUCCUCAAGAUAUGGGCACGAUUGCGGACUUCAACUCAUGCCUACACAGUUGCCUGCUUAAGCAAGCGCGGGUGGUAGGAAGUAAGUACACUUGGACGGGGAUCCGCAAUGGACGGAGGAUUUGGAAAAAGUUAGACCACGUUUUGUAUAACAAUGAAUGGGAGCAGCACUUCCCGCGACUGUGCGUCCAUCAUCUCAAUCGUACAUCGUCGGACCACUCACCUCUACUGUGCUUGUUUGAUUACCCCUCUUGGCCGUCCCAGGCUUCUUUUAAGUUUCAGCACAUGUGGGUUCGGCAUUCGGCCUUCAUGAAUAUAGUUCAACAAAAUUGGAACUUGCCAUUUGAGGGAUAUGGGAUGCAUGGCCUGGCUGGCAAGUUAAAGCAUCUGAAGCGGUGCCUGCAGGCUUGGAAUAGAACUGCCUUUGGGAAUGCAUUUGACAACGUGGCACAAGCAGAGGAACUAGUUUGUCAGAAAGUGAUUUGCUUGGAGCAGGAGAACACGACGACAGCUUGUUUGGAAUGGAGCCAAGCCCAAGCAAACCUUCUCCAGGCAUUGGCAAAUGAAGAGAUUUUUUGGAAACAAAAGGUUCGGGUCAAGUGGCUUAAAGAAGUGGACUCUAACAAAAAAUUUUUUCAUGCAUAUGUGCAGGAUAAGAGGGAGAGGCUGCACAUCAAUCGCAUCAAGACCUCAGGCGGAGAGUGGAUUGAAGAUUUUGAAGCCAUAGCAGUCGAAGGGGCCGCAUUCUUUCAAACGCUGCCGUCCCAAGAGCACGCUGAUCCCACGGAAGGCCUAGCGAAGGAGCAAGUGGCACAGCGCCUAUUGCAAAGUAUUCCUUUGUUGGUUUCUCCGCAUCAAAAUGCAAGUCUCAUACAAAUGGUGACUCCCGAGAAAGUCAGGGACGCGGUGUUCGGUCUGGAUAGCGAUAGUGCAGCGGGUCCAGAUGGUUUCUCGGGGUUAUUUUUCAAACACUGUUGGGAUAUUGUGGCGACAGACAUCUUCAAGGCGGUCCAAGAGUUCUUUAUUGGGGUUCCCAUUCCCAAGUCCAUUUCAAACAUGGUCAUUGUCCUUGUCCCGAAGAAGGAUGCAUGUAGCUCAUUUGAAGAUUAUAGGCCAAUAAGCUUGAAUAGCUUCAUUAACAAAAUUUUCAGCAAAGUGCUCUGUAAUCGCUUGAAGCCCUUGCUGCCGGCACUAAUCUCAAAGGAGCAAUCAGGCUUUGUCCAAGGCCGAGAUAUUACAGAUAACCUUCUACUGGGGCAAGAGUUGGUGGGCUCCUUGGAUAAGAAAUGCUGCAAGCGUUUGGUUUUCACUCACUUUGUCGCGUUGAUCUUGAGCAACUUGACUGUGAGCCGGUUUUCAUUACUCAUCAAUGGGAAACCCUGUGGGUUUUUCAACGCCUUAUGGGGGCUUAAAGAGGGGGAUCCGUUAUCACCAUACCUCUUUAUCCUAGGAGUAGAGGCACUAAGUAGAGGCCUUAAUAAGCUUUUUGAGACAGGGGCAAUCGCUAGUUAUGCGCUGCCACAUGGGUGUCCGUCAAUCUCCUACCUGAGCUUUGCUGAUGAUAUUAUGGUUUUUGGGAGGGCAGAUAGGAAAUCACUUAGGGGAUUGAUGGAUUUUCUAACGCUGUAUGAAUAUGGGUCAGGCCAAAAGGUGAACACGAUGAAGAGUUUCUUUGUUCUACCUCACAGGAGCUCUACGGUUCAUUCUCGUCUGCCCCUAGUCGAUAAGCUUCAAAGGCGUCUUGCAAGUUGGAAAGGCAAACUUCUGAAUGCUGGAGGCAGGAUGAUACUUAUCAAGCAUGUGCUGGCUGCUAUCCCACUAUACACAUUGUCCGUGCUUGAUUCUCCGCAACAAGUUUUAAAGCGAUUGGAAUAG